Messenger RNA from Lodderomyces jiufengensis, 369 nucleotides. Its product is annotated as CCP1. The transcript is spliced from 2 exons. Lineage: Eukaryota; Fungi; Ascomycota; Pichiomycetes; Serinales; Debaryomycetaceae. The coding region runs from base 1 to 369 and encodes 122 amino acids. The record is from RefSeq and is a predicted model, not a curated record. Gene Ontology annotation, biological process: response to reactive oxygen species; cellular response to oxidative stress; hydrogen peroxide catabolic process. Gene Ontology annotation, molecular function: peroxidase activity; heme binding.
AUGUUUUGGGAAGAGCUCAUCAAAGUGAUCUGGUUUAAUUUUGAUGGUCCUUGGCUGCCACAGGCUUAUUUAUUCACCAAUGACUUCUAUGAAAAUUUAAUGCAAAAUUGGCAUGUUAGACCACCACCAUGGAGCGGUAAUAAACAAUAUCAAGAUGAUGAAACAAAUGAACUUAUGAUGACACCAUCAGAUAUGACACUUAAAGAAUAUCCAGAGUUUCUUAAAUAUACAAAAAUUUAUGCUAAAGAUCAAGAUGCUUGGUUUAGAGAUUUUGCACCAGCAUACACAAAGUUGUUAGAGUUAGGUAUUACAUAUCCUGAGGAUCAGAAACCAAUGGUGUUUAAAACAUUAGAUGAACAAGCUAAUUAA